AUGUCCGUUCCAGCUUUAAGACAGCCAAAAAGAUCGAAAAAGACAACGCCACCAAAGAAGUCAAUAACAUGUAGAAAACCUGAGAAGGAAUACGUUAUUUUAACUUUGAAAGAUGAUAAAAAACUUGUAGUCACUUCUGACGGUUAUCAUGGCAUAAUAAAAAUGGAGAGCAUGUAUUUAUGUGUACUCUGCGAGACAGAGAUUGAUUUAGAUGAUAAAUGUAAAGCGGAACACAAGAAUCUCGAGUCUCAUUUGAAAACUUUUGAAAAGUUUCCGCAUUUGGAAGGCUUUGUUGAAAAUCUUGUAAGGCAGUUAAACAAAAAUUCAUGCUAUUGCACAAUAUGCAAUGUGAUGGUCUCAACAAACUUCUUGAUGCGACACGUUGAAGGAGAGGCUCACAAGCAGGAGUUAGAAAGAGCUGGUAUUAGGGCUUCUGUUUACAAACCAAAAUGA
Molecule: messenger RNA, 453 nt
Organism: Parnassius mnemosyne (clouded apollo)
Lineage: Eukaryota; Metazoa; Arthropoda; Insecta; Lepidoptera; Papilionidae
Source: the annotation of a GenBank genome assembly